This is a messenger RNA of Cynoglossus semilaevis (tongue sole), 3090 nucleotides long. It is a transcript of the gene afap1l1b, whose product is annotated as actin filament associated protein 1-like 1b. The transcript has 20 exons. Gene Ontology annotation, cellular component: cytosol. Gene Ontology annotation, molecular function: SH3 domain binding. The record is from RefSeq and is a predicted model, not a curated record. The coding region runs from base 408 to 2642 and encodes 744 amino acids. Lineage: Eukaryota; Metazoa; Chordata; Actinopteri; Pleuronectiformes; Cynoglossidae.
UGUAGCGGCCGCACUGACUCAUUGGUCCGCUCAGAGGCUGACAGAGCCACGCUGUGUCCGUGCCCGAAGAUCCGCCUCACUUGUUCACUCACUUUUAAAAGAAAAUACCACAGGAUUAUUAAGUUGUCUCACAUUUUCCAGAAAACACACGACUAUAGCCUAGAGAACCACAACAAACAUGGAGUCUAAACGUCAGAGCGACUUUUGUUGGAGAGGGAGCUGCUGAGGCCACCACAACUUGACCCCUGACCUCUGAUUAUAGACAAUGGGUUUCUGGAGAAGGGAUGGAGAGAGGCUGAAGUGAAGAAGAGGAGUUGAAAGGCAAGGAUGAGAAAUGAAGGAGGGAUCUGAAGAGGAGUGGAGUGGCGGUGGAGAGGCUGCUGAACGAGUUGGCCUCUCUACUGAAGAUGUUGGAUCACGAGGCAGUCAGUCCGGCCACGGCGGACAAGAUGGCCUCUGUACGCAACAUCGUGGACUCCAUGCAGCUGAGCGUCAGCGGACCUGACGUCUACAUGAACAGCUGUCUCUAUAGCAACGGCACCAGUUUUGUAGAGUCUCUGUUCGAGGACUUUGACUGUGAUUUGCACAUCCUCAGUGCUUCUCCAGUGGAGCAGAAAGAGGAGGAAGAGAAAAGUCACCCUAAUAAAUCUACGCCCACCGACACCCCCCCUCCUCUGCCCACCACCCCACUACCUGAUGACUACUAUGAAGAGGCGGUUCCUCUGGAUCCUGGAUCCACCCCUCAGUAUUUCACCACCAACAUCAACAACUCCACCAACUCAGUCGAAGACGCUUACUACGAGGACGCAGACAACAACUAUCCCACCACCAGGAUUAACGGACCUCCCAAAAACUCCUACAAUGACUCAGACGCUCUGAGCAGUUCCUACGAGUCCUACGAGGAGGAGGAGGAGGAGUCAAAGGGACGGGAGCGACCUCAGGGGUGGGCAGCAGAGGAGAGUCCAGACGGACCUGUGACCGACUGCCGCAUCUGCGCGUUCCUGCUGCGGAAGAAACGUUUCGGCCAGUGGACGAAGCAGCUCAUCGUCGUGCGUGACAAUAAACUGCAGUGUUAUAAGAGCAUCAAGGAGAGCACACCUCACACAGAGCUGCCUCUGAACCUCUGCAACGUCAUCUACGUCCCCAAAGAAGGAAAGAAAAAGAGACACGAGCUGCGGUUCUCUCUGCCCGGAGGCGAGGCUCUGGUCCUGGCCGUCCAGAGCAGAGAGCAGGCGCAGCGGUGGCUCAAGGUGGUGCAGGAGGUUGGUAGCCAGUGUAGCAACACUGAAGGAUUAAAUGGAUCCUGUUCUCCCAUCAUACAGAGGAAACUGGAGCUUGAUAAGGUGCUGCAUUCUGAACGACAGGCGUCAGACUCCGACAGCGGGCCGACAGCGGACGGUCAACCCGCGGCUCCAGGGCGAGACAACUCCGACUCACUGAACCGGGGCAAACGCGGACCCUUCUCAGAGCUGACCGGUUCCAUGAGCAGAGCAGCGGGGAAGAAAAUCAACCGCAUCAUAACGUUCUCCAAAAAGAAACCGCCUUUACCUGGAGACCCUUCUGCAGCGUCAAGUCACCAGGAAAACCCACGCUGUGGUUUCCUCAGCGUGUGUGUGAGCGGCUCGUGGAAGGAGCGCUGGUGCGUGGUCCGAGGAGGGAGCCUGAACCUGCACAAAGACUCUGGAGACCAGCGGCCCCCCGUUAUGGUUGUGCCGCUCAAGGGGGCCGAGGUGGUGCCCGGCGGCCUCGGCCCCAAACACCCGUUCUCCUUCCGCAUCCUGCAGGCUGGCAGUGAGGUGGCAGCUCUGGAGGCCAACUGCUCGGAGGAUCUGGGUCGGUGGCUGGGUGUGUUGUUUGCUGAGACCGGGACCUGCACCCUCCCAGAGGAACUGCACUACGACUACAUCGAUGUGGACACGCUCACGGACAUACGACACGCCGCCAGACACUCCUUCCUGUGGGCCACCUCCACUGCUGCUACGUGGUCCAGCAGCACCUCGGCCGACUCCAGGACGUACGACGAAGUCUACGAAAGUAUUGAGGAUGCAGAUGUGGAAAGCAGGACGGCCCAGGGGAGACGCCCCGCCUCCUUCUCCAGCAGAGACUCUGAAAAAACUGAGCAGCAGGCCACGAUCAAGAGACACGUCUCCAGUGUCAAUCAGUACGGGCGCUAUGGAAAGACACGGGCGGAGGAGGACGCGAAGAAGUACACGAAACAGAAAGAAGAGCUGGAGAAGAAGAAGGACGAGCUGAGGAACGAGCUGAUCGCCCUGCGCAGGGAGAAGAAGCAGGUGAAGGAGGAGAUGAAGAACAGCACAGGACACGCUGUGGAGCAGCGGUUAGCCAAGCUGGAGGCACAGUGUAAACAGAAGGAGGAGGAGAGGGUGGAGCUGGAGCUGAAACUGACAGAAGUCAAGGAGAACCUGAAGAAGUCACUGGCCAGAGGAGCAGCGGGUCCGCCCACUGACCCGCCCAAGAUCAGUGUCAAGGCCCGGGGCAGUAAGGUUGAAAAAGUUUACAACGAGACAGUUCCAGUGAACUCGGCGUCAGAGCUCCGUAAACGACCUCCAUCCCUUUAUGCCUCCUCCAAGGGGAGUGUGAUGCAGAAGGCAAAGGAGUGGGAGGCAAAAAAGGGGAGUUAAAGUGAAGAGGAGGUGAUUGACAGAUUUAUAUGAAGGAAGGGAAAAAAAGCCCUGAGUUGUGACAGGACGAUGUGUUGAAGAAGGAACAGGUAAAGAAUGAGUGACACUGAGAAGAGGAGAAGAACGUGGCACACACCUCCCCUCGUCCUCUGAUCUGGAGAAAUAUUUACAAGUACAGGAGCUGACUGAUGCAGCCGUGCAGUACUGACGUGUAGAAGGACGGACAUGGAACGGCUGAGUGUGUGUGUGUCAGUGUGUGUGUGUGUGUGUGUGUUUACAUUCUCUACAGUGAAUCUGCAGAUUUUAAAAUGUGACGAGCCAAGCACAGGUGAGAGUGUGAUUCAUCAGUACUGUAUGUUUAUAGUUCCACGUCCACUGAUUUGAAUACGCUUUAAAACCAAAAAUGAAAUUAAAAAAAAAAAAUUACAUUAAAUUAUAUGUAUUUAAA